Messenger RNA from Xiphias gladius (swordfish), 633 nucleotides. It is a transcript of the gene otos, whose product is annotated as otospiralin. NCBI's taxonomy places the organism in Eukaryota, Metazoa, Chordata, Actinopteri, Istiophoriformes, Xiphiidae. The record is from RefSeq and is a predicted model, not a curated record. Gene Ontology annotation, biological process: sensory perception of sound. Bases 8 to 331 code for a protein of 107 amino acids. The transcript has 4 exons.
CCAGCAGAUGAACAGCAGCACCUCUCUGCACGGCUUCACAAACCAUUUACAGGAGGGCAAGAUGAAGCUGUUGGUCUGGCUCAGCAUUCUCCUCUGCCUCUUUGCCUGUCACUUCAUAGAGGCCAGAGUCAUCCCAGAAGGAGUGCCCUACGAUGAACCGCCAGCAGUUCCCUACUGGCCCUACUCCACCUCUGACUUCUGGAACUACAUCGAAUACUUCAAAUCGAUCGGUGCCUACAGCCACAUCAACGAGAUGGCCCGGGCCUUCUUUGCCCACCAGCCCCUCGGAGACACCCUGGGAUAUGAGACCAAUGCGGGGCACGAACACUGAGAGGGGUCGAAGGAGCCAGGAGGGGGAGAAAGGGUAGAGAGGGAACUAGAACAUCCUAAGUCAUUAUAAAAGGAAUGCAUUUCUUGCUUCGACUGAAAGGACAGAUUAUGAGGAGAGAUGGAAAAUAAACGAUAAAAAAACAUGCGCAGGAAUUUAAAUAAGGUGAAGGAAAAGGGUAGCAUACACAAAACUUACUUUCUUUUGUCUAAUUAUAACACUGUGUGUGUUAUUAUAGCCCAUAUGUAGAAUUCAGAGGUAGAGGAAGUAGAACUUCUGUAGGAUUGAAUAAUAUCUUCAUGUAA